Molecule: messenger RNA, 1224 nt
Organism: Durusdinium trenchii
Lineage: Eukaryota; Dinophyceae; Suessiales; Symbiodiniaceae
Source: the annotation of a GenBank genome assembly
CAACAACACUACCAUAUGCAAUGCAUCGCCUGGCAAGAGUUAAGCUGCAAAGCAGUCUAUGGCAGACAAAGCUGAGAUGCAAGCUCGGUGGCCUGCCGUCGAUAGCUGUAGGCUCAGUGCGGACAAAGGGGUGGAAGCCUUUCCACUCCAUGUACCGGGCAAAUCGUUUGCGCGAGAUCAGGCAGAAAGAAGCUGAAGCUGCGCAGGUUGCAGCUGCUGAAGCUGAAGCAGCUGCCGAUGCCAGGACUUUGGCAAGGAAAGCAAAUGAACCACGUGUUGGUACAACCCCUUUCCAGGCAGCCCGCCUCAUGCGGGCCUUCGAUGUGCUGCCUGAACGAGAAGCAUUGGUCACGUUUUCGACAAGGCUUAACGUCGACUUGACAAGAGAGAGUGUUCGAGGCACAUGUUACUUGCCUCAUGGUUUGAGCACUAAGAUCCGGGUCUUGGCUUUUUGCCCUGACGACCAGAUCCAGGAGAUGAUGGAAGCAGGAGCAGAUGUGGCAGGUAUUACGGAGCCUUUGAGAAGAAUCAACCAAGGUUGGAUGGGCUUUGAUCGUUGCCUGGCUACGCCCAGCAUUAUGCCUCAAGUCAUGAAAGUGGCCAAGGUCUUAGGUCCAAGGAAGAUGAUGCCAAAUCCCAAAAGUGGGACUGUGGUGCCCAACCUGAAGACUGCAAUCAAGGAGGCCAAAAGUGGAAGCCUCUUAGAGUACAGAGCAGAAGGAGAAGGAGAUUUGAAGGCCACAAUUGGUAGUGCAGAGUUUUCGGAUGCGAAGAUCCUAGAGAAUCUUAAAUUCCUUGUUCAGACUUUGCUGAGAGCCAGGCCACGUUCUAGCACCGCAGGUGAGGACUCAGCACGCACUCCGCCUGGAGCACCUGGCAAACCGCUCAUCGGAAAGAGUCAAGGUUCUUCCCCUGAAGUGAAGGAUAUGUACUUCCGAGAAGCUUAUGUGCGAUUGGGAAGCAACGGGCCGCCAAUUCGUAUUGAUCCUGAGUCAAUGAUGCCAUCUUCAGUUGGAUAUUUUAGAUAGCAUUGGUGUGGAAGGUUUUGGCAGAAUGACGUGUUGCACGUGCAUUGGUUUGAAAUGUGUUUGCCUUGCGGAACUUGUAUGACCAUCCUGUUAACCUCUACUGCCAGAAAGCUUGACAUGUACAUAAAUCGAUGAGAUGUGAGUGGCAAAAUACCUUGCACCACAAACGAUCACAGUGGUGAACAUCGCUUCAUUU